UUCUAUAAUAAGCAGAGAAUUUAUUGCCUUUAUUGUUACUCAUCUCCUCUCCAAAUAUUCUUUCUUUCUUCUUAGAGCAGAUAGAUCUGCGCGUUGUUCGUUUCUGAGAAGAGCUUAUUAUAACCAUACCGCCACUCCGGCUCCCUGGCUAGUAUUCCAGAUUUAGACAUGGCUCCUCCUAUUGAGACCCCCAUUAAACUUCCUAUCUCUCGCCAUUCCUCACACCCACCUCUUAAUGAAAGGAUACUUUCAUCAAUGAAUAGGAGAUCUGUUGCUGCGCAUCCUUGGCAUGAUCUGGAGAUUGGACCUGAAGCUCCAAAGAUAUUCAACUGUGUGAUUGAAAUAGGGAAAGGGGGCAAGGUGAAAUAUGAACUUGACAAAAAAACUGGACUGAUCAAGGUUGACCGUGUGCUUUACUCUUCAGUUGUAUAUCCCCACAACUAUGGUUUCAUCCCCCGCACUCUUUGUGAGGAUAAUGAUCCCAUGGAUGUCUUGAUUAUCAUGCAGGAACCAGUUCUUCCAGGAUGCUUUCUUCGCGCUAAAGCUAUAGGACUGAUGCCAAUGAUUGAUCAGGGUGAGAAAGAUGACAAGAUAAUUGCGGUUUGUGCUGAUGAUCCUGAAUACCGCCACUACAAUGACAUCAAGGAACUACCACCACAUCGUUUAGCUGAGAUCCGUCGCUUCUUUGAAGAUUACAAGAAAAAUGAGAACAAGGAGGUUGCUGUUAAUGACUUUCUGCCGGCCUCUGAUGCCUAUGAGGCAAUCCAGCAUUCAAUGAAUCUUUAUGCGGACUACAUAGUGGAGAGCCUCAGGCGAUAGAUGUUCCAGCACACAAAAAUCACAGGCCGAUGCUUGAAGAUGUAUACGAUGACGACGAUUAUGUUAGGGUUGCAUGCUUCACAGUUGUAAUAAACAGCGAAGAAACAAGGAUAAGAAAUUCUGGCGUUGGCUUGACUUCAUAAUGGUGCCUUAUUUUUUUGUUGUUUUUUGUUUUUUCUUUUUCUUUUUUCGUUUGCCAUCAUUUGUUAAUUUGUAUGUAUUGAUUUCACUUAUUUUUGAAUUUAUGAUACUUUUUGUACGCGAGAAACGAUAGUAAUUAUUUUUUCAUAUGAUGAAAAAAAACAUAAUACUAUAAGCAAUUACUUGGUGUUCA
This is a messenger RNA of Populus nigra (black poplar), 1153 nucleotides long. RefSeq names its product soluble inorganic pyrophosphatase 4. The record is from RefSeq and is a predicted model, not a curated record. Gene Ontology annotation, molecular function: inorganic diphosphate phosphatase activity; magnesium ion binding. The coding region runs from base 169 to 819 and encodes 216 amino acids. Gene Ontology annotation, cellular component: cytoplasm. The transcript has 9 exons. Lineage: Eukaryota; Viridiplantae; Streptophyta; Magnoliopsida; Malpighiales; Salicaceae. Gene Ontology annotation, biological process: phosphate-containing compound metabolic process.